AUGCCAGCGUCCCGGCGUGCGAAGGUCUCCUCGUCGCCUCUAUCGUCUGCGGACUCGUUCAAGACAGCGACGGCUUCACCCACGAACCCGGUACAUACGAGUACCGCCGACGUCAUCGGACCCGACGACGAGGAUGGACAAUGGUCCGGGUAUCGGAAGGCCCGGCAAUUGCCUCCGGAGCUCAGAGAACACUGCAAGAUCUAUCUGGAGGAAGCGCUGCAGUUGAUAUCGCUCAGACUGAUCGACCGACUACACGCGGCGGGAGGCGCAACAUCAUUGCCAUCCAAGCCGGGCCUCUUGCUCGACAGCCAACAUGACGAUGGCGGCCUGUACUGCCCGCCGCCGAACCAGCUCGCCUUUCUCAACACUCUUCUCAUCCACCCAGACUUCACAACACGACCGCGUGAGGACUCGUGGGUUGACAUCGCUUCAUCGUCGCUCAACUGCUUGCGCAACAUGCUCCGCACUGUGGGCCCCGUCAACGCCAAGUUCAAUGAAGCAUUCCGCUUCGGCCACACAACCAGACGGUCCGGCAGCGCGACGCCCGAUGGUGGCGAUACCAUAUACGACCCCAUGGGCGAAGCGCAACUGCUUGGGCGGUACUCCAAGCACAGUAUCUGGCGGUGCGGGCAAGACUUCUUCAGCGUCGUCGGCUGGGCCUUCAACUGCAGUGUCCUGUACCCCAACCGCUGGGAGUACUGGCGCCAAUGGCUUGAAUUCAUGCUCGACGUUAUUGAGGACGACUUGCACGAGCGUCUCCGCUUGGACGAAGAGGAGCACGUAAGCACAGGCGGCAGGGAGGGCGAGUGUGUUUAUGCGUUGCUACAAGACUCCAUACUGGCGGGGUACAUCAAGCAGCGCAAUAGCAGGGCCGGCAGGCUGAAGCACAUCAUGAAGGCCAUCUUUGCCGACGGCAACUCAUCCUCCAAUUCUCUGUUCCACGAGGUGUGGCAUAUGGAGCACAAGGGCAAGUCCAAGAAGACCUCCUUGAAGAAGCGGAAACGAGAGGUGAAUCUUGAGAAAGGAGACUACGGCGGCCUGCUUGACGACGAUUCAGUCUACUCGUCCCAGAACUCUGAACCGCCAACGCCGCAGAAACGCAACACGUAUUCCAACAAGCAAGAAUUUCAGGCUCUGGAGCCUGCCUACGUCGAGUCUGUUCCUCUCCGACAGCGGCUCUUCGCUCUGCUGUCGUACCUCUGCAACUACCUGCCGGACCCGCCCAUCGACCUUCCCGAUCUUUAUGAAUCCUACGAGACGACGGUGCGGACGCUCCCCUUGUCCAUCUUCACAGCCUUUGUCGACUCCACCACUUCGUGUCUGCUCCGAGAGAGUCAGAUCAGCGUGCUACAGAGCGUGCUGUCGAAUUUCAUGCCCUCCAACGCCGUCGACCCCGGGAAGGUGGACGCCGAGGUCUACGACGCUAACGGCACGAGCCCGGCCAUCCUGGAGCGUUGUUUCCUUCCGUUUGCCGCUAACACCAUCGCAGCGGAGGACAACGCCAAGGUCAGCGUGCUGCUGGAAGAGCUCGUGAAGCUGGUCUGGGUGAUAGGAACAGUCCCAUUCAGUGAUCGCUUGUAUAACGCAGCGACGAAGGGCGUCGCCGCCCGAGAGGAUAAAGUCAAGAAGAAGCUCACCGGUGGUAGAGGCCGACGAGGAGCGCAGCCGAAAGUGGAUGACUCGGACGCCGAGGCCAAAGCAGCCCUCGAAGAGAGCUCCAAGAGGUUGCUGCUGUUGGUCGAACUCAUCACGGAUGGAGUUGGGGACGAGGAUGACACGGUGGGAGAAGACGAGGCGGAAGACCAGGUGGACAGGAUGGAUGAAGACACGGAAGAAGCAUCGUUUUUGUCGGCUAGAAGUUCGUAG
Molecule: messenger RNA, 1866 nt
Organism: Neoarthrinium moseri
Lineage: Eukaryota; Fungi; Ascomycota; Sordariomycetes; Amphisphaeriales; Apiosporaceae
Exons: 2
Coding region: 1-1866 (621 amino acids)
Source: RefSeq, a predicted model, not a curated record